UCUCCGACUGACCAGCAGUUUGACAUUUGUCAAACUGAAGAGAUUUUAAAUUACUCGAUAUCGCAGAGAAUUUUCUGCAAAUGUUUCGAAACACUUACCAAAGUGGAUUUUUGUCCAUCUUAUAUAGCUGCGGAUCAUCUCCUUUGAAAUUAUGGGGCAUGCAUGUGAGUGUUUUGCCUGAAAAAUCAUGCAAAAUCAAAAUAAAAAAUAUCAGGGGAAGAUAGAUUUAUAAUUUUUCAAAUGUAGUUAUAGUUUACGAAUAAUAUACAUAUAAUUAACCUGUUUCUAGAUAUAUCGUAUCUUGUAUAUCUAUUUAUUAGGUGAAAAAUGGAUACAUACGAAGGAUCACGGACGAAGAAAUAAAAUCAUUAGCGCUGGAAAUAGCCGGGACUAACGUUGCUACGACCUACAUUUAUUGUCCGGAAGAUCCGAAGAAGGUGCUAGGUAUCAAGCUGCCCUUUCUCAUCAUCAUCAUCAAGAACAUGAAGAAAUAUUUCACGUUCGAGAUAACAGUAAACUUCAUGUGAAUACGUAAUUAAUAAGGCUUUUAAUUUUCUUUUUCAACCAAGACUCUUUCAUUAAAUAUGAGUUUCAAGUCUUUUUUUUAAAUAAAAUGUCCAUUUUCAUUAUUAAAUAAGAUAUUUUAUUAUUCAUCUUAUUCUGUUUCUUGCCUUAAAAAGUGCUUUAAAUCUAUUCUUAAAAUAGAGCUAUUUUUUCUUUUAAAAGAACUUAUUAAAUUCGCUAUUUCGUGUCUCUUUCCUAAGCUUAUUUUCUUAUAACAAAUCUUUCUUUUUGGAUUCUGCAGAUUCUAGUUCUUUGGAUCUUUGACAGUUACUUUCAACAAUAAUAAUGUGUUAAAAAAUAAAUAGAUCCUGGAUGACAAGAAUAUGCACAGGCGGUUUCGCGUGAGUAAUUUUCAAAGCACGACGCGCGUCCGUCCAUUUUGCACGUCGAUGCCCAUCGGGCUGUCAGGCGGAUGGAAUCAGAUUCAAUUUAAUCUAUGCGACUUCACUCGACGAGCUUACGGUACAAAUUACAUCGAGACCAUCAGGAUGCAGAUUCACGCUAAUUGCAGGAUCAGACGAAUUUACUUCGCUGAUAGGCAAGAAUCAUCAUGUCGAUCGAUGAUCCUUUUGAAAUUCUUUUCAAAUAAAUACAUCAAACGAUUGAUUGAACGAGUUAUGUUAUUUAUUUUCUCCUUCAGGCUUUAUUCAGAAGAUAAGAUGCCAGAAGACUUUAAGCUCUUUUUGCCAGUACAUCGCAAGAAAUGCAUCAGAGAAGAGAGAGUGCCUGAGGUGGAGGUACCAUCCGUCUCCGCGGAACCAUCAAUCUAUGAAGCGGAAGUACCAGUGGAAGAAAUACUCGAGCCGCCCAGAAUACCAGAAGAACCUGUAUUAAUUGAAGAAGUGGCGCCCGAAGUGCAUCGAGAAGAGGAAGAAAAGAUAAUUGUGGAAGAAGAAAAAGAAAAAGAAGAGGAAGAAGCGGAAGAAGAAGAGGAGGAAGUGGAAGAAAAAGAAGAGGAAAUGGAAGAAAAAGAGGAGGAAGAAGCAGAGGCUGAAGAAGAGCCCAAGUAUGAAGUAACGUCUGCAAUUGAAGAAGAAAUUGCGAUACUGGACGAAGAGGAAGAAGCCAAGUCUAAAAUUACUCACGAAGACGAGGAAGGUGAGGAAUAAGUGAAAUACGAUUCUGCAAAAUAAAAAUUACAAUAUUACAUGUAUGUUUUCGUAUCUUAUAUAAUUCGGGUUUUGUACAUUAUCAAAUAUUUUUGCACAGGGUUUUAAAUAACAAACUUAUUAAUAUUAAUAUUACAAAAAGAUUACAUUCACAAAUCUAUUGAUAUUAUUGAAUAAAAGGAUACCCGCGAGAAACCAAGAAAUUAUGAGACAUCGUAGUCGUCUUCUUCU
Molecule: messenger RNA, 1904 nt
Organism: Ooceraea biroi (clonal raider ant)
Lineage: Eukaryota; Metazoa; Arthropoda; Insecta; Hymenoptera; Formicidae
Product: FK506-binding protein 5
Source: RefSeq, a predicted model, not a curated record